AUGUGCAGGUGAUUGGAUGCCUGUAUGUGAGCGUGUGUUUAUGUGUUUGUCCAGUGCUAUAUAUAUAGUGUGCUGUGUGUGCGAGGCAGUGAUUCUGCUGAAGAUGGUUGAUGUUCCAGGGUCUCCACUCCUAUCUCUGCUGCUGCUGCUGUGUGUGUCGCCUCUGCCUGCCGCCACAUACACCCUGACCCCUAGCAGACAGGCCCAGCACAAAGUCCUGCACCUGGACUGGCCUAAGGACUGUGGCAUGGCCCACUAUAAACCUAACAUGGUUGAACGGAUCGUCUCUGGAAACGAGGCCAGACCUCACUCCUGGCCAUGGCAGGUCUCCCUACAGGUUCGUCCCCGAGGCAGUAAGCACUACAUCCAUGUCUGUGGAGGAACUCUCAUCCACAAGAACUGGGUCCUCACUGCUGCUCACUGCUUCCAGAAGGGUAAAGCCGAGGAUGCUGGGAGUUGGAGGAUUGUCCUGGGGAAGCACCAGCUGAAACGUUCCGAAACACCCGAGAAGACUAUCCCGGUGAAGAGGAUAUAUCGUCACGAGCACUUCCGUUACCCCACGCACAGCGAGUUGGAUUACGAUAUCGCCCUGGUCAAGGCUGCCACCGACAUCGUGCCCACCAACCACAUACGCUAUGCAUGCCUGCCGCGCAAACAGAUCCGCCUGAAGCCAGGACAAUACUGCUGGGUGACCGGCUGGGGAGACACUCGGGGUGGGAAGGAGAACGUGUCUCUGGCUGAGGCUCUGAACCAGGCCCGUUUGCCCAUCAUCGACAUCAAGACCUGCCGUCAGAAGAAGUUCUGGGGAGACCGCGUCAGGGAUUCCAUGAUCUGUGCCGGCUUCAGAGACACAGAAGGACCACCUGCUGCCUGCCAGGGUGACUCGGGCGGUCCUCUGCUGUGCCAGUUGGGGCGUGACAGGUGGGAGGUGCACGGUGUGGUGAGCUUUGGCCCCAUUGGCUGCACUGUGGAGAACAAGCCCAGCGUCUUCACCCGCACCGCCAAUUACAUCCCUUGGAUCGAGGCUACGCGAAUCAGAGACAUCUUCAUGCACUAGACUAGACCACACACAACCUGACAACCCCUCCACACCCCAAAACUAUAACAUUUAUUUUUUGUGCAAUAUACCAUAUUGCCUCAGGCCACACACCCCUCUCCUCUGUGUCCAAAACCUGUGAGUCACUACAGUAACAUCAGACAACAUUUGAAUGAAGACAUUUUACAAUCAACAUUGUACUGAUCAUCAGCAUUUCAUUAAAUCAAGCCACCUGUCACGAUGCUGUAAUCUGUGUUAAAUUCUGUGUUAUUCAGGCUUUGUGUCUCUGAAAGUACUCUAGUCACCAUCAACUUAAUGUGUAUGUUAUGGACAAUUUGUUUCAGAAUCACACUCAAGUCAACAAUUCAAUGGUUUAUGUCUAUAACCUUAUGGAUUUUGUCUGGAGCAUUUUGUCCUUCAAUAUUACAUUCAGAAUCAUGUUUUCCCAUUUCAUUGGUGCAUGCAAAGGAACAUACAGUAUCUGCAAUUUGUAUGGCAUGUAUGACACCUUGACCUCCACCACAUCCCCAACCAAUGUUCCACUUCCUGGUUGUACUUUUUCUUGACUAUAACUCCCAUCAUGCAGUCUGUCAGCCAAUAAAGUUGGCAGAAAAAGCAGAA
Oncorhynchus gorbuscha (pink salmon) is the source of this 1657-nucleotide messenger RNA. Its product is annotated as chymotrypsin-like elastase family member 2A. The transcript has 6 exons. Gene Ontology annotation, biological process: proteolysis. Lineage: Eukaryota; Metazoa; Chordata; Actinopteri; Salmoniformes; Salmonidae. Bases 17 to 1057 code for a protein of 346 amino acids. Gene Ontology annotation, molecular function: serine-type endopeptidase activity. The record is from RefSeq and is a predicted model, not a curated record.